AUGGCAUACUUGAGAGCUCAAGCAGCUCAGAUUGACGCUUGGGAGCAUCUCGGAAACGAUGGAUGGAACUGGGAGAGUUUGUUGCCCUACUACAAGCAAAGCGAGCACUUCCAGAUCCCUACUGAAGAGCAGUGCUUAGCUGGUGCUGCUUAUGACAUUGAUGUUCAUGGAACGACUGGCUACCUCAAGACUGGCUGGAACACGGGUCUCCUGGGCGAGAACGUCACUUCGCUCAUCAACGCUACAUACACUUCUACCGGACUGCCAUACAUACAAGAACCCAACGGUGGUUCUAUGCGUGGUUUCACCCGCUAUCCAGCAACCGUGGACCGCGAACUCAAUGUCCGUGAAGACGCUGGCCGUGCUUACUAUCUGCCCGUCCAGAACAGAACUAAUCUGGACCUCUACACAAACUCUUUUGUACAGCGCAUGACCUGGGACAAGGAUUCGACAAGCUCGACACCUCGUGUUAGUGGAGUGCAAUUCACCGAUGCUUCUGGAAAGCAAAAGGUCAUGAGCGCUAAGAAGGAGGUGAUUCUUUCUGCUGGUGCAUUGAGAUCACCUCUUAUCUUGGAAUUGUCGGGCGUUGGAAACUCUGCGUAA
Molecule: messenger RNA, 603 nt
Organism: Aureobasidium musti
Lineage: Eukaryota; Fungi; Ascomycota; Dothideomycetes; Dothideales; Saccotheciaceae
Source: the annotation of a GenBank genome assembly